AGACUACACAAGACUUUACUGAUGAAAGCUCAGCAAGUUCUCACCAUAAGGCGUUUGACAACUAAACUAAGAAAAUUAAAGGAAAAUACCAGGUGCCGCUCUGCAGGUUGCAUUUAUCACCACUUAUUGGAUAUAUUCAAAUCCUUCAGGAUCCACAAAGGAACCAGGUAGCAAAAGAGAAAUGGAAGCCAUGGAUAACCUUACCACUGUAGCUGGGAAUGGCAGCCUAUGUACCAGAGAUCACAAAAUCACCCAGGUCCUCUUUCCGCUGCUCUAUACUGUCCUGUUUUUCACUGGACUCAUCACAAACAGCCUGGCAAUGAGGAUUUUCUUUCAAAUCCGCAGUAAAUCCAACUUCAUUAUUUUUCUUAAGAACACAGUCAUUUCCGAUCUUCUCAUGAUUCUAACUUUUCCAUUCAAGAUCCUUAGUGAUGCUGAACUGGUGAUGGUGUCACUGAGAACCUUCGUGUGCCAAGUUACCUCUGUCAUAUUUUAUUUCACAAUGUAUAUCAGUAUCUCAUUCCUAGGACUCAUAACUAUCGAUCGCUACCAGAAGACCACCAGGCCAUUUAAAACAUCCAACCCCAACAAUCUCUUGGGGGCUAAGGUUCUCUCUGUCAUCAUCUGGGCAUUCAUGUUCUUACUCUCUUUGCCUAACAUGAUUUUGACCAACAGGAGGCCAAGAAACAUGAAUGUGAAGAAAUGCUCUUUCCUCAAAUCAGAGUUUGGCCUGGUCUGGCACGAAAUAGUGAAUUACAUCUGUCAAGUCAUUUUCUGGAUUAAUUUUUUAAUUAUCAUUGUAUGUUACACACUGAUUACAAAAGAGCUUUACAGGUCAUAUGUUAGAACAAAGGGGGUGGGCAAAGUCCCCAGGAAAAAGGUAAACAUCAAAGUUUUCAUUAUCAUUGCUGUAUUUUUUAUUUGCUUUGUGCCUUUCCAUUUUGCCCGAAUUCCCUAUACCCUCAGCCAAACCCGGGACGUCUUUGACUGUUCUGCUGAGAACACCCUAUUCUAUGUGAAAGAGAGCACUCUGUGGUUAACUUCCUUAAAUGCGUGCUUGGAUCCAUUCAUCUACUUUUUCCUCUGCAAGUCCUUCAAAAAUUCCUUGAUGAGUAUGUUAAAGUGCCCCAAUUCAGUAACAUCUCCUGCCCAAGAGAACAGGAAAAAAGGACAGAAUGGUAGUGAUACAACCCAAGAAACUCCAAUGUAAACAAAUAAACUAAAGGAAAUACUUCAAUCUGUUAGUGUUUUGAACUCCUAAGAGGAAAGCACUAUACAAAAUUAUUGGUGGAGUUAAUAAAAGAGUCUUCAAAUAACAAGUAGAUGACAAAAGUAAUUUUCAUUUACUUUUCCAGUAUAAAAGUGAUCUUAAAAUGUAGAAAAACAACCAACUUGUAGCUGUGUAGAAA
Molecule: messenger RNA, 1409 nt
Organism: Orycteropus afer afer
Lineage: Eukaryota; Metazoa; Chordata; Mammalia; Tubulidentata; Orycteropodidae
Gene: P2RY12
Product: purinergic receptor P2Y12
Biological process (GO): G protein-coupled receptor signaling pathway; blood coagulation
Cellular component (GO): membrane
Molecular function (GO): G protein-coupled purinergic nucleotide receptor activity
Source: RefSeq, a predicted model, not a curated record